This is a messenger RNA of Ordospora colligata OC4, 1209 nucleotides long. RefSeq names its product DNA repair protein Rad4. The transcript has a single exon. Gene Ontology annotation, cellular component: nucleotide-excision repair factor 2 complex; cytoplasm; XPC complex. Lineage: Eukaryota; Fungi; Microsporidia; Ordosporidae. Gene Ontology annotation, molecular function: damaged DNA binding; single-stranded DNA binding. The record is from RefSeq and is a predicted model, not a curated record. The coding region runs from base 1 to 1209 and encodes 402 amino acids. Gene Ontology annotation, biological process: mismatch repair; nucleotide-excision repair.
AUGAUUGAUGAAGAUGACAGCUGGGAAGAGGCAGUUGAGGAACAUGCAGCUGAAGAGAUUGAGCAGCCCGAUGUUGUGAUGAAGAGUAUGAAUGAUAUGAAGAUUGAGAUGCUACACAAGAUAUUGUGGGUAUUUGUAAGAGUGCUAAAGAAAGUAGAUAGACCUGAUAUUAAUGAGACAAUUGAUUUUCAUAUUCUUGAGCGAUUAAAAAUAUAUGCACAGAAAAAAGAGCUUGAAGAUGAGGUUCUGAGGAUGAUAUUGUUGUUUAGGCUGUGCACUGUGUUUGGUAUUGCAAGCAGAAUAUACAUUGUUCUUGCGGAUGAGAUUGAGUGUUUUGUAGAGUGCAAGGUUCUGAACAUGGUUAGCAAGCAUCACAAGAUUUACAAUGCAUGUGUGGUGUCUAUUGAUGCAAUGUUCAGAGUAGUGGAUCAAUCGUAUUAUUUUUCAUCAUGCACAAAACAGCGCCUGGCAGUGAAGUAUGCAAUUAGAAAGAUUGAAGAAGCAGAGAUCUACAAAGCAAUUGAAUUGGAUGAGAAUGGAAUGGUUAAGUGUUUUGAUGAUCUUGACAAUGAAAGAAUGCGAAUUAUUCCUAAGACUGUAGAAAUGUUCAGAAGACACCCGAGAUACAUUGUUGAAUCAAUGCUGCGAUGGAAUGAAUGUAUCUAUCCCAAAAGAACAGCAAGUCAAAAGUUCAAGGGAGAAACUGUGUAUCUACGAGAGUGUGUAGUGAGGCUGAAAACCAAAGAGCAGCUGUAUAAAGUUGGAAAGGAUGUUGAAGGAAUCAAGCCUUAUAGGAUUGUAAAGAAGGUGCAAGGCGCUGUUAGGUUGUAUGCACCAUGGCAAGGCAAGGAUCUUGUAGUAGAGGGAUUUGGAGAGUCAAUGUAUCAAGAGUAUUUCCAUGUGAACUUUAUUCCAAAAGAGUGUGUUUAUAUUGGAAAUGAUUAUGCAAGGGAAAUUGCAUACAUGCUUGGGUUUCCUUAUAGGAUAUGUUUCCAUGGGUUUUCAAGACGCAUGCCUGUCAACAAAGGAAUAUUUCUUGAAAAGAAGAAUUUGUAUGUGUUUUCGAAUUUUCUGCAUGAAUAUUGUGCAUAUAUGGAGAAGAAUGAGAGACAUGCAAAGAUUAUGCUAGAGUUUAUCAGAUGGAGAAAGAUGAUCAGAGUUGCACAAAGAUACCUUGCGAUCAGGAAACACCUGGGGCUUGGUAUGUGA